This is a messenger RNA of Rodentolepis nana, 1329 nucleotides long. Lineage: Eukaryota; Metazoa; Platyhelminthes; Cestoda; Cyclophyllidea; Hymenolepididae. The record is from the annotation of a GenBank genome assembly.
AUGGACUUAUCGCCACCAACUCAGGGGGGCAAUAUUGAGGACAUUUUUCCAUUUGAAACGCUCUGCAAAUUUUUUGAGCAAGUCUCCCGUUUGAGUGGAGUUAAGAAGAAAAAGCAGAUUAUUUCAUCAUUCAUCCACAAAUGGGCGGAUAAAUAUGCUCAGAUAUCCUCAUCCCCCGGUUCAAUAUCAGCUGGAUUAGGCAGUUUUUAUCCCGUCCUACGUCUACUUUUACCAUCUUCUGAUCGUGCAAGGGGAGCAUUUGGCAUUGGUGAACCAAGUAUGGCUAGAAUUUUGAUCAAGGCCUUUGGAUUAGCUCCAAAGGGCCCAGAUGCAUUAAAUUUACUGAAGCAUCAAGGAUCAUCCUCGUCUCAAGGGAUCUUUCACAGAGAUUUAGCCGAUAUCGUACAACGAGUUUUAAAGGAUCACUGUCAAAAUAACGGGACUUAUACAAUAACUCAAAUUCAUGAAAUUUUAGAUGAUUUGGCGAGGGAUUUAACUCAUGAUGGAAAACUUGCAAUCAUCACACGUUUCAUUCGUACUGCUACAAUUCUUGAGUUAAAAUGGUUUGUUCGUAUUGUCAGUCGACGGGAUUUAUCUCUUGGAGUUGGCGAUAAAGUCAUUCUCAACUGCCUCCAUCCAGCUGCGGUUUCAAUCUGGGAGGUGACCCAGAGUUUGUCAACUGUCUGUCAGCGAAUAGCUGAUAUCGAUCCGAAAACUGUUCUAUCCGAAGAGGCUUCUCAUAAACUACUUAGAGUUGAACUCUUCACGCCAUUUAAGCCGAUGCUAUGUGCUAGAGCCAGCAGUGCCGAAAAGAUAUGCUUAGAGUAUCAGCAACUAUUUGCUGGAUCUGUUGAUGCAGGUCUUUGUUUGGAGGUGAAGUAUGAUGGGGAGAGGGUUCAGUUGCACAAAUCUGGAAAUAAUUAUCGAUUUUGGUCUCGUAGCGGUCGUGAAUGGACAGCUAGUUAUGGGGGCAGUGGGGAUUCAAACCAUGGCACCUUGACACACCGUUUACAUGACAACGGUUUGACGUUUGCUAGUCACGCCAGCGAUUGUAUCUUGGAUGGGGAGAUGCUGGCGUUUGAUAAUAGGAAGAAUAGAUUCGUCACCAAAGCGACUGGGUAUGAUGUCAAGCGUGCGAGGUUUGAAGAUGAAGUGGCCAAAAACAAGAAUAUUCUUCCAUGUUAUAUUGUGUUUGACAUACUCUACUUGAAUGGACAGGCGAGUUACUACUAUCAUUUUUUUCUAUGCACAUCUAGAGAAGUUGCAAUAAGUUUAAAUAGGUUGACUGUGUUUUAUUUACUUGAUUAUUUGUUAGGUAAUUUGUCUUAG